GGCUCGGAAGCAUUUGUUUACAUCCGCUUAAAAGCUAAGCAAACCAGAGACGAGAACGACUUCAGUAUGCCUCCUAAGGUGCAGAAGUGUUCUAUUUGUGGUACGAUUACUACAGAAAAAUGGUACAUGCUCGACAGACGAUCGAUCUGUUCCGUGUGCCACGACAUUCAGUUGAAUCCUCCACUGGAGCCACUGCACGAAAGAUCAAACGAACGACCUGCAGCUGCAGCAGCCGGGUCGAACGUGGCCAACGAUAAUAAAGUCGAGCCAAUCGAUGAGGAAGAUAUUACUGCCGCGACAUCCAAGAAAAUGGAUGUUGGAAAGAACCACUUAAUUGCCCCAGACAAGUCCGCAGAAGGAAUGGAACACGCUGGCAUGAGUGCGGCUGAGCAGUCCGAGGUGACGGACACGGUGGCUCCACUUGGUAUGUAUUCACCAAGGCGCCUACGACGUCGCAUUUGUCCCGUAACGCGACCUCCAGUGCGCCGUCGAGUGAACAAAACCGGCCGUGCUCAUUUCAACUCUAAGGCUAAAUCCCGGCGUACGCUGUUGAAGAAACCACCAACUAAAUCGACUUGCGAAACAGCCUCAACAAAGACGGUAGCGCAGCUGUUCCAUGAGAAUAUCUGCUUUCACGAGAGUGAUAUCGUGUCCCUGGUCGAUGUGAAGGACAACAUAUACUAUGCGCAAAUACGGGGCCUUCUUAUUGAUACUUAUCGCGAAAAAAGCGCCACUCUGAUGUGGCUAUUGCCGACCACCAGCAGUCCACCGCCAAACGUGAGUUUCAAUCCGGCCACAUAUAUCGCAGGACCUGUAGAAGAAACACCGCGCCGCCUUGCCUACAUGAAGUUUGUCAUGAGCGCUCCCAGCAAUUAUUUUUUCGAUCGACACAAUCCGUUCCCUCGCCCAGAGACCUACGGACCGACAAACACAACACAGGGUAACAACCGUAACUAUGUGUGGACCAACAUUGCCCAUCUGCACUAUGGGGAUAGGUUCUAGUUAGGUGUUCUAGUAAACCAAAACGAUCGCGUGCUAGUAAAGAAAACCGACUCCUCCGAAACCGAAGUCGGCCGCAGAUGGAACUGAUUGGGAUAUGCUAGGAGGGCCAACUCGCAAUCCGUGCAUCAAACGAAGAAAAGGGUCAUACUAUUGUAUUAAUAUUACUUAUUGUAUAUGUAAAGUGAGUUACAAAGUGAAAAUAAUGGAGUAAUGAAAGAACGCCAAAAGGCCGGAUAUUUCACGUGGUCCAACGAACGGACAUUGUGGAGACAUUGUGUACGGCAUGUACGCCAGAACGGUGAUGAUCUUUUUUAUUCAUCGUAGAAGAACGGACCGGGCCGUAUUUAUAUCAAUUAUGACUAUUCUCUACGAACAUCACGUAUUAUGGCAUGUGGAGAAUAUGGCUUGCUGGAUCAUGUUGCUUUUAGUAUGAGAUAGACAGGCGAAAAAUCAUUUAUAGAUAAACAUUUUUAUUUCGUUUUUAGACAUAGACAACAUUCAGAAAAAAAUCGGUAUGGAGCCAAAGAAUUAAACAUUGCUAGCUAUCAGAAGUUUAGUUCGUUCAUUGUUCCACCCGGUGAAAAUUGUACAUUCAUUCAUCCAAAUCCCCCAAGUAGGACACCAAUUGAUUUACAAACUGAGUACGAUAUAAGGCCCCCACACAAAGGGAACGUUAAUUACGUUUUGACGCGACGCUUUUUCGGACCUUUCACACCGGUUACGAACGGGAGCGACAGGCAACGGAAAAGUCUUUCGCCCUGCUGUUCGGGCGAAAACAAUUAGACAUCUUGGGUAGUUAACACUAGAUAUACCACACCAGUCAUUUUGACUGGUCGGGCAGUUUGAAUUGCAAAUUUCCAGUACAUAUAAUUUUUUUUCCCUGAAAUGAUGUCAUGACUUUUAAUAGCUCUAAGUAAAGAAUACAUUUUAUAAAUAAUUUUUUUUAUAUACGUUAGUAAAAAAAAAAUUUUUUUUUUGGA
This is a messenger RNA of Anopheles bellator, 1982 nucleotides long. RefSeq lists its product as uncharacterized. The transcript is spliced from 2 exons. The record is from RefSeq and is a predicted model, not a curated record. The coding region runs from base 67 to 1002 and encodes 311 amino acids. Gene Ontology annotation, biological process: chromatin organization. Gene Ontology annotation, cellular component: nucleus. Lineage: Eukaryota; Metazoa; Arthropoda; Insecta; Diptera; Culicidae.